Messenger RNA from Musa acuminata AAA Group (dessert banana), 501 nucleotides. RefSeq names its product LOB domain-containing protein 4-like. Bases 1 to 501 code for a protein of 166 amino acids. NCBI's taxonomy places the organism in Eukaryota, Viridiplantae, Streptophyta, Magnoliopsida, Zingiberales, Musaceae. The transcript is spliced from 2 exons. The record is from RefSeq and is a predicted model, not a curated record.
AUGAAAGAGGCAGGGAGACAGCACGGCACAGCUUCGCCCUGCGCGGCGUGCAAGCUCUUGAGGCGGCGCUGCGCAUGGGAUUGCGUCUUUGCCCCGCACUUCCCGGCCGACGAGCCGCAGAAGUUCGCCAAUGUGCACAGGGUGUUCGGAGCUAGCAAUGUCAGCAAGCUCUUGCAGGAGAUUGCAGUGCAGCACCGAGGAGAUGCCGUGAGCAGCCUGGUGUACGAGGCCAACGCCCGGGUUCGAGAUCCAGUGUACGGGUGCGUGGGCGUCAUCUCCUCCCUCCAUUGCCAAGUCCAGGCUCUCGAGGCGCAACUCGCCAUGGCUCGAGCCCAGAUGGUCCGCUUGCGCAUGCUCGCCCACCUCGAUCUCGGCCGGAGCCCCACGGGCACAGGGAGCACCACCACAGGCUCCUCAUCCAUGUGCCCCUCGCCCAUCUAUACCCCCGGACAGGGUGAUGCAGGACAAACACCGAUGCUUUCCUUCUCAUACGAAAGGUAG